Mercenaria mercenaria is the source of this 3303-nucleotide messenger RNA. Its product is annotated as peptidyl-prolyl cis-trans isomerase G-like. NCBI's taxonomy places the organism in Eukaryota, Metazoa, Mollusca, Bivalvia, Venerida, Veneridae. The transcript is spliced from 6 exons. The record is from RefSeq and is a predicted model, not a curated record. The coding region runs from base 50 to 3025 and encodes 991 amino acids.
AUUCGCGUGACGUUGCAAAAUGGCGGAGUAAAUAUCCAAAAAUGCAGAAAUGAAAAUUGUGUGUACUGUUAUUCUUUUGGUUGCAACUGCAAUCUCUACACAGUCGAUCUCUGAUGACAGUCAGGGUAAACAGAAAAAUGAUGCAUCGCAGAAUUUUACAAAUUUCGUAGAUAUGUCCCAGGGAAAUGUUGAACUUCUUGAGAAACUUUUACGACUUUCGAAAAAAGAGGAACAGAAAAAAGAAAAUGAAUCAAGCGAUGUAAAGAAUGAGACUUUGUCAAAAACAAAUCUGGAAAACAAUACGAAUGCCAGUGUACAUUCCAAGCAAUUGGAUACGGACAAUAAAAAUCAUGACAAUUCAAACAGAAACUCAACACACCAUAACAGAAGACUUUCAAAGAAUACAAAGAAAAAUAACGACACAAUUACGAUAUUGAAAAGCGCACAUAUGAAGCAACAUGGGCACAAAAGCUCAUCAACCAAAACGAAGAAACAUAAAGCCAUGCAAACAAAACGUAAAGGCAAAGGCACAUCGUCAAAGCAGAAGAAAAAUAAAGGCAAACGCACACCGGCAAAGCAGAAGAAACAUAAAGACAAAGGCACAUCAGCAAAGCAGAAGAAACGUAAAGGCAAAGGCACACCGGCAAAGCAAAAGAUACAUAAAGGCAAAGGCACAUCAUCAAAGCAGAAGAAACAAAAAGGCAAAGGCACACCGGCAAAGCAAAAGAAACGUAAAGGCAAAGGCACACCGGCAAAGCAAAAGAAACGUAAAGGCAAAGGCACACCGGCAAAGCAGAAGAAACGAAAAGGCAAAGGCACACCGGCAAAGCAAAAGAGACGUAAAGGCAAAGGCAAACCGGCAAAGCAAAAGAGACGUAAAGGCAAAGGCAAACCGGCAAAGCAGAAGAAAAGUAACGGCAAAGGCAAACCAGCUAAGCAGAAGGAACAACAAGGCGAGGGUAAUCAAUUGAUAAGCCCAUUGGUUCAGAAACAUGAAGGUAAUGGCCCGUCAAGAGAGAAGAAAAAGCAUGAAGGAGCUAGUGUAAGAUUUAAAGUUUCAUCUGUGAAGAAACAUGUGGGCAAAGUCCCGGCAAUAACAAAGAAGAAACCUAAAACUAAAGGUAUCAUUAAGACAUUUAAAAGCUCAAAUGUUAAGAAACAUAGAGGCCAAAGCAUUGCAACAAACAAAAAGAAACCAAACGCCACCAGUAAGGCAUUUAAAGGCUUAAAUGUCCGGAAGCGUCAAGGCAAAGGCGUUGCAACAAAGAAAAAGCUAAAAGGCACUGGUAAGACAUUCAAAAUUUCAACUGCAAGGAAACAUCGAGGCAAAAGCACGGCAGCAAAUACGAGGAAGCUGAAAGGUAAUGGUAAGAAAUCUAUAAGCUCAUCUGUAAGGAAACAUCGAGGCAAUAGCAAGACAACGAAAAAGAAGAAACGGAAACGCACUAGUAAGAAAUUUAAAGGCUCAGGUGUGAAGAAACAUGGAGGAAAAAGCAAGACAACGAAAAAGAAGAAACGUAAACGCACUAAUAAGAAAUUUAAAGGCUCACGUGUGAGGAAACAUGGAGGAAAAAGCAAGACAACGAACAAGAAGAAACGUAAACGCACUAAUAAGAAAUUUAAAGGCUCACAUGUGAGGAAACAUGGAGGAAAAAGCAAGACAACGAAAAAGAAGAAACGUAAACGCACUAAUAAGAAAUUUAAAGGUUCACAUGUGAGGAAAUAUGGAGGAAAAAGCAAGACAACGAAAAAGAAGAAACGUAAAAGCACUAGUAAGGAAUUUGAAGGCUCAAAUGUGAGGAAACAUCGAAGCAAAAGUAAAAAGAAACUAAAAGGCGCAGAUAAGAAAUUCAGAAGCUCGUCUGCGAGAACUUAUAGAGGGAAAGCCAUGGCAGCAAAUAAGAAGAUACGUAAAGGCGCGAGCAUAAGGUUUAAAAUCUCAAAGAAAAAUCGCGGCAAAGGCGUAACAUCCAAAAAGAAACAUUACGGUUCUAGAUCGUUUGUUAAGAAACAUGCAGGCAGAAGAAUGCCAAAAUAUGUGCCUAGACGAAAUAAGGCUAUCAGGUUUAAAAUGUAUUCUCUUAAGCACCGUGGAGGCAAAAAGAAAAAUAAAUGCCGUCGUAAAAAUUGUAGAAAAUCUUCUGCUAAGAAACGAAGAAACAAAAAGAAAAAAAAUAGUAAAAUUAUAAAGAACAGUUCAUACGUAUUUGGACGAGUAAGGAAACCCAAACAUCAAAUGGUUAACAGUAGAACGAAGGCAAAAUGUUCAACACCGUAUUGUAAAAAGGUAUUAGCAAAAAACAAUAACGAUCUAAGGCAGAUAAGAGAAACAAUUCAAAACAUAUUAUUUAGUUGGAGACCAAAGUUUCCAAAGGCAGGUGAGGUCGGAAAGAGCAAGAAGGUUGUGAGAAAUAAUAUCCAGUCAGCAAAACAAACAACGUUUAAGAAUUGGAAUGCGACUGGUCAUGCAAACAUAGCGAUUGUACCUACAGUAAAAACACUAACUACAAUACGGAAACGCAAACAUUUCAUUUUCAGAAAACAACAGCAAAAUGAACCGAAAACAGCAAGAAGUCAUAAAGCUUCGGAAACGGAAACUACUUCUCCUCUUUCAGACAAAACUCUGUGGGUCGGAGCACUAGUUGGCAUUGCACUUUCCCUUAUUAUUUUUAUCCUUUGCUGUUGCCUGUACAAAGCCCUUCUGCACUACAGGUCCCGCUCAGGAAAACCGAUUAAAGGUUUCCGGGAUCUGUUGAAGACUAAAGAUCUUGAGAAGUCUAAGAUGCAUAUAGAACUGUCAGGGAAGACAGUGGACAGGAAUGGCAACAGCAAGUACAUCGUUAGCAUAACGGGUCAGAAAGAUUCGGAGCUAGAUUCAAGUUCAGAAGAGGAAGAGGUCUUUAAUAGGUCCGUUGUUGAUACCAACAACAACAGUUUCAGAAAUUCUCCAUCAUUUAAGAGGACGUCUACGCCUAUAUCAACGCCGACUAAAACGAAAAAGGCCAGAAAACCCUUAUUGCAGUGAAGUUAAAAAGCGGAUGCUGUCCCAUUCGUGGCAGAAUUGCUUAAAUUGUGAUUUAUUCGAGACUGUGAUAAUUUGAACGCUGUGAUGUUGAAAUGUUUUUUACGUGUUGAUAAAACAGAUAGUUCUUAUCUAUAACAUACUAUGUACACAGUUAAUAAAUUUUAUACACUAACAGUGAUUUUAAUAUUUUUGAAAGUAGAUUUCUAGAAAUUGCUAAAGCCAAAAUAUGAAAAAGAUUUAAGAAAACACAAACUGAAGAAUAAAAAGAAUUGAACAUA